Molecule: messenger RNA, 1488 nt
Organism: Syngnathus acus (greater pipefish)
Lineage: Eukaryota; Metazoa; Chordata; Actinopteri; Syngnathiformes; Syngnathidae
Product: calmodulin-A-like
Exons: 6
Coding region: 16-696 (226 amino acids)
Molecular function (GO): calcium ion binding; enzyme regulator activity
Source: RefSeq, a predicted model, not a curated record
GUAUCGAUAUCAGCGAUGCUGGAUGUGUGUAUAUCUGGUAUUGGAUCAACGAGACGGUGGCGCGUCAAGAGGGAGACGAAUGAGUACAGUGCGGAGGAAUACGUUCAAACGUGGAGGAGCCAUCAGACUUGCGUCCCCGCCUCCAAGCAAGCGGCCCGCUCGCUCGCUCGCUCAUACGCGCAUACGCUCAUUUGCAUUUGCUCUCCGCCAGACAGCCAACCUCACGCAAGUGCACCUCAACCACCCAUGGCUGAACAACUAACAGAGGAGCAGAUUGCCGAGUUCAAGGAGGCCUUCUCCCUGUUCGACAAGGACGGAGACGGAACCAUCACCACAAAGGAGCUGGGCACGGUCAUGAGGUCGCUAGGGCAGAACCCCACAGAGGCCGAACUCCAGGACAUGAUCAACGAGGUGGAUGCCGACGGCAACGGGACGAUCGACUUUCCCGAGUUCUUGACGAUGAUGGCCAGGAAGAUGAAGGACACCGACAGCGAGGAGGAGAUCAGGGAGGCAUUCAGGGUCUUUGACAAGGACGGCAACGGCUACAUCAGUGCGGCGGAGCUGCGUCACGUGAUGACCAAUCUGGGCGAAAAGCUGACAGACGAGGAAGUGGACGAGAUGAUUCGAGAAGCUGACACGGACGGAGACGGCCAGGUCAACUACGAUGAAUUUGUUCAGAUGAUGACUACCAGAUGAAGCGCAAUCGCUCACUUGCCUCUUGCAAAAAUCGACUUGUACUCAAACACUUCAGAUUAAGCAUUUUGCCAAUGAAUGUUGGCACACGUCCAUAUUUAACCGGCUCUAAAAACGAAAGCAAUGCAUUGUACUUCCGCCUGCCUUUCUUCACCCCUCCUGUUGAUUUUCUUUGUCGUCUUGGUGACCGAGGCUUUCCAAACCCUAGUGGCCGGAAGGAGGACUUGGGCCACAUGCACAUGAGUCAUGUUGGAAAAGGAAUUGGGGUGUAGCUCUUUACCUUACCUGAUGCUUUUCCAAGUGUGGCCGAGGUGUCAGUUGUUGUGUUGCGGGGAGUCCAUCUGUCAUAAUCACUAAAGCAUGUGGGCGGGAAACUUUCUCAUUUGGGUUCACUUUUCAAGGGGAGCGAGGCAGUCGUGGGGUUUCCAUCCAAAUGUUUUGAAUCUUUUUCAUGAAAUCAUUCUAGAUACAAAAUAUACAAAAUACAUUCGACUUAUUCCCAUUCGGGAGGAGAGGAGUCCCGGCCAUAAGAUGACAUCAUAUGAGCGGACUGUCGGCUGCCUGUCAGUCUAAUUGAUGAGGGGCUUUUCAUUUGUAGUCUUUCCAUUUAUGUUGAAAAUUCAAAUAAAAAUCGUGCUCUAUUUCUAUCUUAAGGUGGAUGAGUAUGAAUGUAUGCUCGUGCGUAUGUAUUUGCCCAGUCCAACUGUUCUGUUUCAUUCAGUUGAUCUGCAUUCCAAGUUGUACAUCCAAGACUUUACAUUGUUUUUCCAAUAAAAUACAAUGAACUGAACGCUA